AUGAGGAGCUCGGCUCUUGAGAGCAUCCCUAUAGCUCAUCGUGUUGAUCAACCGAAGAUCCUGGAGACAAACGGAGAGUCUGUAUCUGUCCUAGGACUGUCUUGGAAUCCUAAAUCCGAUAAAUUUGCAUUCAAAUUCACGAUCAAUAAACUCCCCAGGUUUUGGACCAAACGAAGCUUGUUCUCUCAAGCUGCUCGGUACUACAAUCCUUUGGACCCUUGCCAUUGUAACGGAGCUCUUGUCCACUUGUGGACAGACUCCCUGAACGUUCUUCACUGGCUUAACGCUCUGCCAUCAUCUAGACAAAACCCUGCUGAUCUGGCCUCUCGAGGCAUUAUGCCCAGUCAAUUCGUCGCCAAACGGAUCUGGUUCCACGGUCCAGAUAUCUUACAUGAAACUGACCCUCAGUACCUUGAGCUCAAGGUUAAAGUUAUUGAGCCACUGCCCUCGUUCAAUCUAGUAUCAAAUUGCUCGGAAGAAAGGCCUGAAUCUUUUGUUAAAAUCCCUCUUGGUCGUUGUUCACGUUGGCUUUGGCUUUUGCGAGCAGCGGCUUACGUCAUGCGUUUUGCCUUUCGGUGUCACGAGAGUCUGAGAAAGUCAUCCACACCACUCACUAUACAGUCCACAGAUCUAGAAUUACAUCGUCGUGAUCCGUUUAUUCAGGUUUCUUCACCAAGCUUGACAACUGAUGAGUUAGACACCGCUUCCUUGUUUUUAGUUUUUGAUCAUCAACAGCGCAAUUUUGCGCCUGAUAUCGCAGUUAUUAAAUGCAACAUCGACAUUCCGAUUGGUCAACAAGAAUUUCUUCCCGCCUCAAGCCGAUUACAAAAGCUAGCUCCCUUUCUUUCUGACGGGUUGUUACGAGUUGGAGGCAGAUUAAGCAACGCCUUGCUCGAUUCUGACGCCAAACACCCUCUGAUUUUGUUUGGCAGAGACACUCUAACCUCGUUACUUAUUCAACGAUAUCAUCUCAUUACUCUUCACAGUGGUACAAAAUUAACCUUGAGCACUCUUCGUCGGAAGUACUGGAUUACAAACGGUCGACAGAUCACUCAGCUGAUGGCUGAUCUCCCGAGAGCCCAGGUGACUCCUUCACCGGCAUUCCAAAAGACAGGUGUCGAUUAUGCCGGGCGUUUUCCCAUUCGUCUGGCAAAGCAUCGCGGGAGAGGCACCCUCAAGGGUAACAUUGCUGUAUUUGUCUGCAUGGCUAUCAGAGCUGUACAUCAGGAGGUCGUCGAAGAUUACACUGCCGAUUCCGUUAUUGCGGCUUGCCAACGGUUCACAUCUAGACGAGGUCAAUGCACUGAUCUAUACAGUGAUCGGGGCAUUAAUUUUGUGGGAGCCGACUGA
Molecule: messenger RNA, 1350 nt
Organism: Copidosoma floridanum
Lineage: Eukaryota; Metazoa; Arthropoda; Insecta; Hymenoptera; Encyrtidae
Source: RefSeq, a predicted model, not a curated record